Messenger RNA from Rosa rugosa (rugosa rose), 1559 nucleotides. RefSeq lists its product as uncharacterized. The record is from RefSeq and is a predicted model, not a curated record. The transcript is spliced from 15 exons. NCBI's taxonomy places the organism in Eukaryota, Viridiplantae, Streptophyta, Magnoliopsida, Rosales, Rosaceae. The coding region runs from base 104 to 1309 and encodes 401 amino acids. Gene Ontology annotation, molecular function: protein binding.
CUCAACAAGAAAAUAUGUGUGCUUGCUUGCCACCAAAACUAAAACACAGCAAAAGCCAUCAAUCUGAGGAACUUUUCCGGUAAAAAGCCGCGAAAACUCCACCAUGUUCAUCGCCGCAGCAACGACGACGGCGAUGACGACGUGUCGUUUCCAUACGCUUCGAAUUCAAUGCGCUGAUUCGAAGCCCAGACCCGGGUUCGGAACCAAAACCAACAACAAGAACAAGAAAAAGAACAACCUCAACCAGACAAACAAGGCCGCUACCUCAGUUGAGCAGAAGGGAACUGGUUAUCAACAAAGGAAAUCAACCACGAACCGGUCUGUGACAAAUCAGGCGCCUGGAUUAAGUUCCCGAUUUGAUGGUAAAGUUAAGAGAAAUCUUGGGGACCUUGAGUUUGAGGAACGUCUGGAAGCAGUUAGAAGUUCAGCACUUGAGCAGAAGAAAACAAUUGACAAAGAGGAAUUUGGAGCAAUUGACUAUGAUGCACCUGUCAAAUCGGAAAAGAAAAAAAUUGGACUUGGAACACAGAUUGGAGUAGGUGUAGCAGUAUUGGUAUUUGGUUUGGUUUUUGCUUUGGGGGACUUUCUUCCUUCUAGCAGUGUUAGUCCUACUGAGGAUGCUGCACUAACCAGUAAUAAACUGUCUGAAGAAGAGAAAGCUUCACUUCAGACUAGGCUCAAAGAAUAUGAAGCAACACUUGGUAACAGCCCAAAAGAUCCAACUGCUCUUGAGGGAGCUGCAGUAACUUUAGCAGAAUUAGGAGAAUAUACUCGGGCUUCCACUCUGCUUGAGGACUUGACUAAGGAAAAACCAAGUGAUCCUGAAGUUUUUCGUCUGCUUGGAGAAGUAAAAUAUGAACUCAAAGAUUAUGAAGGGAGUGUUGCUGCAUAUAAGGUUUCUUCCAUGGUGUCCAAAGAUCUCAAAUUUGAAGUUAUGCGUGGCCUUACAAAUGCAUUGCUUGCUGCCAAAAGACCAGAUGAGGCUGUCCAAUUUCUUCUUGCCUCUCGAUCACGGUUGGAUGCAGACAACCCAAAGGCUGCAAGCAGUACGACUGAACUGCAGGUGGAUCCCAUUCAAGUCGAAUUACUUCUUGGAAAAGCCUAUUCAGAUUGGGGCCAUAUCAGUGAUGCUGUUUCUGUCUAUGAUCGGCUCAUCUCUAGUCAUCCAAAUGACUUCCGUGGUUACUUGGCUAAGGGAAUUAUAUUAAGAGAAAAUGGUAAAGGUGGAGAAGCAGAGCGGAUGUUCAUACAGGCACGGUUUUUUGCACCAGAGAAGGCCAAGGCACUUGUAGAUCGGUAUUCAAGAUGAUGACCACAAUGUUGAAGUAGAAUGUGCCCCCAAAUUGGAAGACAUAAAAGAUAGUUAGGACUAGGAUAGGUCAAGAGGUUCAAUCCUUUCCAUUGUAACAAAAAUUGUAAUCGCAAAGGCUUCUCGUGCUACCCCUGAGCAUUGAGUUCACUUGUAUAGAACUAGAGACUUUUGGUCCAAGAACACAUUAGACGAGCUGAGCUGUGAAUAAACAGAUGAUAGGUUUGGAUCAUUUUAGAUUUACUUCUGA